CCUGCCUGAGCCAUGCGCUCAGAACUGUGGGGUUAGUGACAUCCCACGACCGGGCCGAACCCAGUCCCAAGAACAAGGCUUGCCUACUCAGGGCAAGGACCCCCAAGCGAGGAGGCCUGCUCAAGAGGCAGGUGCUGUACCAUGCCUCCCACUCCCUGAGGACAAGUCGGACAAGAGCGGAAACACUGUAAGGAAACCUAUGAGAAUAUCCCAGGCCAGUCAAAGAUCACAUUCCUCCUACAAGCCAUCAGGAAUACAACAGCUGCUGAGGAGGCUCGACAAAUGGCCGCUGUUCUCCUGAGACGCCUUCUGUCCUCUGCGUUUGAUGAAGUUUAUCCAACUCUUCCCUCGGAUGUUCAGACUGCCAUCAAGAGUGAGCUACUAAUGAUUAUUCAGAUGGAAACGCAGUCUAGCAUGAGGAAGAAAAUUUGUGAUAUUGCUGCAGAACUGGCCAGGAAUUUAAUAGAUGAAGAUGGCAACAACCAGUGGCCUGAGGGUUUGAAGUUUCUUUUUGAUUCGGUCAGCUCUCAAAACAUGGGAUUGCGAGAAGCUGCCCUUCACAUUUUCUGGAACUUUCCUGGAAUUUUUGGGAACCAACAGCAGCACUAUUUAGAUGUCAUCAAACGGAUGUUAGCUCAGUGUAUGCAAGAUCAGGAACAUCCAUCAAUCAGGACAUUAUCAGCUAGAGCCACAGCUGCAUUUAUACUCGCAAAUGAGCAUAAUGUUGCUCUGUUCAAACAUUUUGCAGACUUGUUACCUGGAUUCUUACAGGCUGUUAAUGACUCAUGCUACCAGAAUGAUGAUUCGGUCCUAAAAUCCCUUGUUGAAAUCGCAGAUACUGUUCCAAAGUAUUUGCGUCCUCACUUGGAAGCAACUCUGCAGUUAAGUCUAAAGUUGUGUGGAGACACCAGCCUUAAUAACAUGCAGCGCCAGCUUGCCCUGGAAGUGAUCGUGACCCUCUCGGAGACUGCAGCGGCUAUGUUAAGAAAGCAUACUAAUAUUAUCGCACAGACUAUUCCUCAGAUGUUAGCGAUGAUGGUUGACCUGGAAGAGGAUGAGGACUGGGCGAAUGCGGAUGAACUGGAAGACGAUGAUUUUGAUAGCAAUGCAGUGGCUGGUGAGAGUGCUCUAGACCGGAUGGCGUGUGGACUUGGUGGCAAGCUUGUUCUGCCGAUGAUCAAGGAACACAUUAUGCAGAUGCUUCAAAACCCUGACUGGAAAUACCGGCAUGCGGGAUUGAUGGCCUUAUCUGCCAUUGGUGAAGGGUGCCACCAGCAAAUGGAAGGAAUUCUGAAUGAGAUAGUAAAUUUUGUUUUGCUUUUCCUUCAGGAUCCUCAUCCAAGAGUAAGGUACGCAGCCUGCAAUGCUGUGGGACAGAUGGCUACAGAUUUUGCACCUGGUUUCCAGAAGAAAUUUCAUGAGAAGGUGAUUGCAGCUCUGCUGCAGACCAUGGAAGACCAAGGCAACCAGCGCGUGCAGGCCCACGCUGCCGCUGCCCUCAUCAACUUCACCGAAGACUGCCCCAAAUCGCUGCUCAUCCCGUACCUGGAUAAUUUGGUGAAACACCUGCAUUCCAUUAUGGUCCUGAAGCUUCAGGAGUUGAUUCAGAAAGGCACCAAAUUAGUUUUGGAACAAGUUGUGACAUCCAUUGCAUCAGUUGCAGAUACUGCAGAAGAAAAAUUUGUCCCCUACUAUGAUUUGUUUAUGCCGUCACUGAAGCACAUUGUUGAAAAUGCCGUACAGAAGGAACUCAGACUUCUGAGAGGGAAAACUAUUGAAUGUAUCAGCCUCAUUGGUCUGGCAGUUGGGAAGGAAAAAUUCAUGCAGGAUGCGUCAGAUGUGAUGCAGCUGUUGUUAAAGACCCAGACAGACUUCAGUGACAUGGAAGACGACGAUCCGCAGAUCUCUUACAUGAUCUCAGCAUGGGCUAGGAUGUGCAAAAUCCUUGGAAAAGAAUUUCAGCAAUACCUUCCAGUGGUUAUGGGGCCUUUAAUGAAGACGGCUUCGAUCAAGCCUGAAGUCGCCCUUUUAGACACCCAAGACAUGGAGAACAUGAGUGACGAUGAUGGCUGGGAAUUUGUGAACCUUGGAGACCAACAGAGUUUUGGUAUUAAAACUGCAGGACUGGAAGAAAAGUCAACUGCUUGCCAGAUGUUGGUUUGCUAUGCUAAGGAGUUAAAGGAAGGUUUUGUGGAAUAUACCGAACAGGUUGUCAAGCUGAUGGUCCCUUUACUGAAAUUUUACUUCCACGAUGGCGUCCGAGUGGCAGCGGCAGAGUCCAUGCCUCUUCUCCUGGAGUGUGCGAGAGUGCGGGGUCCUGAGUACCUCACGCAGAUGUGGCAUUUCAUGUGCGACGCGCUGAUCAAGGCCAUUGGCACAGAACCAGACUCGGACGUCCUCUCGGAAAUCAUGCACUCGUUUGCCAAGUGCAUUGAAGUCAUGGGGGACGGGUGCCUUAACAACGAGCACUUCGAGGAGCUGGGAGGGAUCCUGAAAGCCAAACUUGAAGAACACUUUAAAAAUCAAGAAUUGCGGCAAGUUAAAAGACAAGAUGAAGACUAUGAUGAACAGGUUGAAGAAUCACUACAAGAUGAGGAUGAUAAUGAUGUUUAUAUACUGACCAAAGUGUCAGAUAUUUUACACUCGAUAUUCAGUAGCUACAAGGAAAAGGUGUUACCGUGGUUUGAACAGCUGCUUCCUCUAAUUGUCAAUCUAAUCUGUCCACAUAGACCGUGGCCAGACAGACAGUGGGGACUGUGCAUCUUUGACGAUGUCAUAGAGCACUGUAGUCCAGCCUCAUUUAAGUAUGCAGAGUACUUCCUAAGGCCCAUGCUCCAGUAUGUAUGUGACAACAGCCCGGAGGUCAGGCAAGCGGCAGCGUACGGCCUGGGGGUCAUGGCGCAGUAUGGAGGCGAGAACUACCGCCCUUUCUGUACAGAAGCUCUUCCACUGCUUGUUAGAGUUAUUCAGUCUGGAGAUUCUAAGACCAAAGAGAAUGUCAAUGCUACAGAGAACUGCAUCUCAGCAGUAGGGAAAAUUAUGAAGUUCAAGCCUGACUGCGUGAACGUCGAGGAGAUCCUGCCGCACUGGCUGUCCUGGCUUCCUCUCCAUGAAGACAAAGAAGAAGCGGUUCAGACUUUCAGUUAUCUCUGCGACCUGAUCGAAAGUAAUCACCCAAUUGUUCUUGGCCCAAACAACACCAAUCUGCCCAAAAUAUUCAGCAUAAUUGCAGAAGGAGAAAUACAUGAGGCCAUUAAACAUGAAGAUCCGUGUGCCAAACGUUUGGCUAAUGUAGUUCGCCAGGUACAGACUUCUGGAGGAUUGUGGACUGAAUGCAUAUCACAGCUCAGUCCCGAGCAGCAGGCGGCCAUACAGGAGCUCCUGAACUCUGCGUGAAGGGCCUUAAUAUCACCCACCAGAAAACUAACUCCAAAUAAACGUUUACCCUUUUGUUUAGGUUUCUUUGUUUUGUUUUUGAGCAAGAGAGCAGCAGUAGUGUUGUGUGUAGGCCAUUCUCCUGGAGAGCCACCAGCAGGAAGAGCAGCCUGGUGCGCGGUGGAGUUGCGAAGGGUUUCUUUCACACCACUGGCGGAGUGCCCUGUAAGCCCUGAAGUAGCACUGAAGAGUAUUUUUCUAUUGGGAUAUCACACUCCUGUGAAGGGAAAAGGGAAAAACGAAUUUUUCUCAUGAGACAUAAGGAAAACGAGGAUAGACAGCUUUGCCAUCUCGGUGUAGGGGUGUGUUCCAACAAAUCACCAUACACCUAGUGUUCCUUCUGUUGGAGUGUGAGUCUGUUUAUGGGGUAGGAGGACACUGUCUGCCCGGCAAACCAGUAGAUGCAGAAGUGGAAAAGCAAAACUGAUGCCAGACAGCGAGCAUGAGGAUGUCACGUUUGCCGUUACUUUGGUUCUCCUCCCCAAAAGGCUUACGCGGUGACUCGGUGAGGCUUCCCGGCCUCCAGCCCGUGAAUGUGAAGUGUCGUUGGCAUGUCUGGCAGUAGUCUCUCGUUCACGCCUCAAUAAACAACAUGAAAUACAAAAGAAGCUUGUGUAAAAACGCAGUACUGUCUGGCUUUGAUUCAUUUAAUGUUUCCUCUGAGGACGAUCUCCUGUUUCUUAAAGUAAUGGCUGUGGUUCUGGAUGUUUUCUUCACGUGCUUUCAUUGUGCAAUUCAACCUUAAAAGCAACCGGUUUUUACUGGCGUCCCACUAAUUUAAGCUAAGUUAUGACGCACCUGUUCCAGUCACAGUUGGUAUGCUUCUGAGGUUUACAAAUUUCAACCAAUAGUUGUUCUGUUCUGUUUUGUUUCGAACUAGGAUUGUUCUGGGUAGAGCAAAAAGAUUUGGCUUACUGUUUCCAUUGCAAAUUGUAAUUGCUUAGAGCCACACACCACCUUUGAGCUUUUAAUUUUGCAGUAAGAAUUAUGGCUGAAAUUAUUUACUGAAAAUUUCAGUAAAGUGUGUGAAUGUUCUUUCUUUAUGUAUUAACCUCAUAGCAGUAAAUGACUUGCUGUUGUUUCUUUAAGUAAUUUUUCUAAGGGAUCUUAAUAGAUUUCUGUUGAAAACUUCAGUGUUAACAUUUUUAUAGUUUGUACUAAAUUUAACCGUGAUAUAAAAAUGAAUUUUAUGCAUAGACCAGAAUUUAAAAUUAAAGGUUUUUUUCUUUAAAUGAUUUGCAUUACUUUAUUAAACGAAACCUGAAAUGGA
This is a messenger RNA of Chinchilla lanigera (long-tailed chinchilla), 4705 nucleotides long. It is a transcript of the gene Ipo5, whose product is annotated as importin 5. Gene Ontology annotation, cellular component: cytoplasm; nucleus. NCBI's taxonomy places the organism in Eukaryota, Metazoa, Chordata, Mammalia, Rodentia, Chinchillidae. Gene Ontology annotation, biological process: protein import into nucleus. The record is from RefSeq and is a predicted model, not a curated record. Gene Ontology annotation, molecular function: nuclear import signal receptor activity; small GTPase binding.